AUGCCGCUUCUCGACUCUCACCUAGAACAGAUCGCGCUUUCUUCAAAUGCAAUUGCAGAAUUACCAUUUCCUGCGCCCCGCAUCUUCACAAACGCGUUACUGGGCACUCAUGAUAUCACCGCCUUGAUCCGGGAUACCGAAGCUCACGAACGAGCCCUCUUUCAAGUAGAUCCCUCCGCUAAAGCUCAUGGGUCGCGACGUGCCACCAGACGCGGGACAACCUUCGCCGCUGAGUCCGAGAAUGAAUCUAUGGCCACUCGAAUCUACUCCGCACGAAACAACCGCAGUCAGUCAGCAGUGGCGCGAGUGCUUGGAUCGGACAUGAUGGACGAAAUCAAACGGUCAACAGGCACAUCCACCCGGGGACCUCGGGGAGAAGUAAACGUUGAAGUCUUACUGCGCGGAGCGGAGAUUUUAUGCAACGUCUACCCUGUUCCUGGGGCACAGGAAAAAAUUGCCAACUUACGCUACCGCCAUGAGAUGAUUGCCGAGUCAGUGGCUCAAUUGGAAGGUCGCGUGGCUGCAAAUACCGCGGAACUGGAGCAGAUGCGCUCCUCUUAUGAUGAUGAAGAUGAUUUUGCCCCUGCGCCAGUAUCGCGGCCAGCUGUACCUGAUGUCACUGACGAAGAAAUUGAACAAGAGCUGGCCGAGAUCAGAGACUUGGAGCGAAGAAAACGAGCUCUCGAAGAGCGGGUCACUGGCAUGGAGCGGGACCUUGGGGGACUUAUGGGCUGA
Penicillium verhagenii is the source of this 735-nucleotide messenger RNA. RefSeq lists its product as uncharacterized. The transcript is spliced from 3 exons. The record is from RefSeq and is a predicted model, not a curated record. Gene Ontology annotation, biological process: attachment of spindle microtubules to kinetochore. NCBI's taxonomy places the organism in Eukaryota, Fungi, Ascomycota, Eurotiomycetes, Eurotiales, Aspergillaceae. Gene Ontology annotation, cellular component: spindle microtubule; DASH complex. The coding region runs from base 1 to 735 and encodes 244 amino acids.